UGACGCCCAGAAACCCGGAAAUGUGACUAGCUGUGUCAAGUCCAGCAGUAACUGGAGUCUUGCCUGACUCCUGUUGCUGCAGCUUGUUACCGUGUUUUUUUUUUCCUCUGGUUUUUUUUUGGUACCCCCCAAAAGAGGCGAUGCGGAUCCGGCUCACCAGGCGGUUUGCGUGGCUGGGGAAGAGCUUCCUCUUGUUGGUCUGUUUAUGGAUUCUUUAUCUUGUUGUAGGACCUUCAGUUCCUUCACUUCAGGGUUCAGCAAGUGACAGUAGCCAUGUACGAAUAGGUAGGUUUUUUACCAAUACUGCUGACGAUCAGCCUGAAGAUCUGAGCCGGCCAGUAUAUGAAAAGUCCCCACCCGACCCCAACUCCCCCGGCGAAUGGGGUAAAGCAGCCCGUUUACAGCUGACUCCAGAAGAGAAGAAACUGGAAGAAGAGUCAGUUGAGAGAUAUGCUCUAAAUAUUUUUGUGAGUGACAAAAUCUCACUGCAUCGCCACAUACAAGACAAUCGAAUGUAUGAAUGUAAAGCCAAAAAAUAUGAUUAUCGAAAGCUUCCCACAACAUCUGUUGUCAUUGCAUUCUACAAUGAAGCCUGGUCCACUUUAUUGCGAACAAUUCAUAGUGUUUUGGAAACAUCUCCUGCUGUAGUCUUAAAAGAAAUCAUUUUGGUUGAUGACUUCAGUGACAGAGUUUACUUGAAGACACAGCUGGAGGAUUACAUUAGCAAUUUACAACGAGUCCGUCUGAUUAGAACAACUAAGCGAGAGGGCCUUGUCCGUGCACGCCUUAUUGGAGCUACAUAUGCCAUUGGAGAUGUGCUUACAUUUCUAGACUGCCAUUGUGAAUGUGUGCCAGGUUGGUUGGAACCUUUAUUGGAACGGAUUGCAGAGAAUGAAACCGCCAUACUCUGUCCUGUUAUCGAUACUAUCGAUUGGAAUACCUAUGAGUUUUACAUGCAGACAGGGGAGCCCAUGAUUGGUGGCUUUGAUUGGAGAUUGACAUUUCAGUGGCAUGCUGUACCAGACUACGAACGUCGAAGACGAAAAUCCAGAAUUGAUUCCAUCAGAUCUCCAACAAUGGCAGGGGGACUGUUUGCUGUUAGCAAAAAUUAUUUUGAGUACUUGGGAACCUAUGACACUGGAAUGGAAGUUUGGGGUGGUGAGAACCUAGAGCUGUCAUUUAGGGUGUGGCAGUGUCAUGGAACGCUUGAGAUCCAUCCAUGUUCGCAUGUAGGUCAUGUCUUCCCAAAACGUGCUCCAUAUGCAAGGCCAAAUUUCCUACAGAACACAGCACGUGCUGCAGAAGUAUGGAUGGAUGAUUACAAGAACCACUUUUACAAUCGUAACCCUCCUGCAAGGAAGGAGAAUUAUGGCGAUAUUUCUGAAAGAAAACUCCUUAGGGAACGCCUUAAGUGUGAAAGCUUUGACUGGUAUCUGAAAAACGUAUUUCCAGAUUUACAUGUACCAGAAGAUCGCCCUGGCUGGCAUGGGGCUAUUCACAGUAUAGGAAUUUCAUCAGAGUGCCUUGACUACAAUGCACCAGAUCACAACCCAACUGGCGCUCACCUUUCCCUAUUUGGAUGUCACGGGCAAGGAGGCAACCAGUUUUUUGAAUACACAUCACAAAAAGAAAUUCGGUUCAACUCUGUGACAGAAUUGUGUGCAGAAGUCCCAGCAAGACAGACUUAUAUUGGAAUGAAGUACUGCCCAAAAGAUGGUGAAUCAGUUCCACAGAAUAAUAUAUGGGAGUUUAAAGAGGAUAGAACAAUAUAUCAUCCUCACUCAAAUAUGUGUAUCACUGCUUACCGUACUUCAGAAGGAAGGCCAGAUGUGCAAAUGAAAGCUUGUGACGCUUCUGAUAAAAACCAACAGUGGAGAUAUGAGUGAAGGACUAAAUAUAACUCCAAUGACCAAAUAAACACUACAGUAUUGUGCCACUGAAAACCGAACCACUGUGUCCAUUCUGAAAUUGUGGAUAUGGUAUAAGAAAAAAAUAUGUACUGAUGUUUUCAGUUUCGUGCCUGACACUCCUGUAUAUAGGAAAACUGCAUUGUGAGAAACUGGGUCCAUGAAUGAGUAGGAAUUUAAACUUGAACAAGAAGUGCCUUGUAAGUGGACUUUUUUAUUUAAAAUGGUAGCUUUCAUCUCUCAAAAUUAUUUGUGCUGCACAGUAAAUUUGUUUGAAAAUGAUAGUUUCAUUGUGAAUUACUUGGGUAUACUUCUGUACAGUUUUGUAAUAAUUUAUAGAUGUCAACUUUUAUAUGCAGAUUUCUGGAAAAUCUGAUAAUGCAAUAAUGGGGUAAAGAGUUAACUGUCGUUUACAUUUUGUAAAGGUUUUAUGGGUUCAUAAUAUCUUAUGGAGGUUGUGCAAGUAGCUGACUACUGAAAUAAAUUAAAUUAAUCUGAGCUAUAAUAUUCCAUAAGUUUGCUUUUGUUUCUAAUAAUUUCUGACAAAAAUAAUUCACUGUAAACAUUGAGAAAAUAAACAUUUUAAUUAAGA
This is a messenger RNA of Protopterus annectens (West African lungfish), 2499 nucleotides long. Its product is annotated as polypeptide N-acetylgalactosaminyltransferase 4-like. The coding region runs from base 141 to 1886 and encodes 581 amino acids. NCBI's taxonomy places the organism in Eukaryota, Metazoa, Chordata, Ceratodontiformes, Protopteridae. The record is from RefSeq and is a predicted model, not a curated record. Gene Ontology annotation, cellular component: Golgi apparatus. The transcript has 10 exons.